Messenger RNA from Saccharomycopsis crataegensis, 1074 nucleotides. RefSeq names its product Zn(II)2Cys6 transcription factor domain-containing protein. Gene Ontology annotation, biological process: regulation of DNA-templated transcription. Bases 1 to 1074 code for a protein of 357 amino acids. The record is from RefSeq and is a predicted model, not a curated record. Gene Ontology annotation, molecular function: zinc ion binding; DNA-binding transcription factor activity, RNA polymerase II-specific. Lineage: Eukaryota; Fungi; Ascomycota; Saccharomycetes; Ascoideales; Saccharomycopsidaceae. The transcript has a single exon.
AUGAACAACCACUCCCUUCCUUUUCUACUCCCCCAACUAUCCCCAGACCCCACUUAUCCUUCGUCCUCCUCCAUCCUGUCCCUCGCUCAAUACAAAACUUCCAACCCCAUCCCUCACCAACACCAACAACAACAACAACAACAACAACAGCAACACCAUCAUCAUCAAAAACAACAAUAUCCUUCAUUACUUCCACUUCCAAUCUCUUCUUCAUCCCAUCACAAUAAUCCUUCCCUCCGAUUCAGAGACCGCUCAAAGUCCUUGGGAAGUGCCCCAGCCACCACUUAUUCUUCUUCUGGUAUCACCACCACCAUUCAACUUCCCCCAAUCUCCUCGAUCCUCAACUACACCCCGGGAAAUAAUAAUUACAACUAUGGUGGCCCAACCGCCCCCGCACCAAAUUAUCAUGCUAAUUCACCAAUGUCAAUCAGCCUGGCAUCAUCGAUAGAUACCACCGCAAUAACCACUACUGAGGGGUACAACUACUACACGAACGAACCUCUUAGCCGCACCAGAUCUUUCACCUCCUCUUAUCCUUCCCCAGAUCCUGGUAAUCGUCGCCGCUCCACUACUGAAGACAUCCCUAUUAUCGAUGCCCCUUGCUCCCCUUCUUCCAUCAAUACCCACAUCAUCCAUCAUGGUGGCACCAGUAAAAAAAGACGUCAACGGUCUGGCCCAUCGUGUGAUCUGUGUCGAGUCCGCAAGGUUAAGUGUGAUGCAGAAAUCAUUAUCUUAAAAGAGUUUGACCAUUGCCUGGCAAAAUAUCCAAAAUCUACUUAUCAUCCUUCUCUGAUUGAAGUGUUGAAUGAUUUCCAUCCUAAAGAUUACGGAUUAUCAAACGAUCAAUUACAAGCGAUCUAUCAAGAGUAUUACCAGUCUUAUAACCUGGGAAAGAACAAUUCUCAAUCGCCAAAGAUUGUGAAAAAAGAAGUGUCAAUCCAUCGGUUUGUCAAGACCCCGACAAAACUUAUUCGGUUUAGACCUUGCAGCGCUUGUAAUCUUCGAGAUGGUCAAUGUCAUUUCAGUAAAGGGUUUACUAGAGCCGAUAUUCUGAAAAGUUUUAAGAAAAGAUAA